AUGGCCGAAUUUGGUGUAGAGAUGGAGAAGAACUUGAUCGCAAUUUACAGAGCUAAACCAGCGGAGAAUCCAGAGAUAUUGAAAAUUUUGGCGGAUGAAAUGCUCUUUACUGAAAGUUUCGUGUACUGUGACGAUAACCAUGAUGGCAUGGUAAUUAUGGAAGAACUGAUCAGCUGCGAGGAGCAUUUUUUAAAAGCUUUAAAUCGACCGAUGGCGAUGAAACUCAAUCGUAUGGAAAUUGGCGAUACAGAUAACGAUGGGAAGCUGCAACUGGCCGAGUGGGCAUUAGCCGGAGCAAUGUGGGAUCUUGCAUUUGGAAAGACGAUGGUAUCGACUCUCGGAAAAGGACAUCUCGACGAUGAGAAACUGAACGAGUUUGCUAUUUAUAAGAUUCUAGGGCUAGUUGGUCAUUUUUUCAACGACACAGAUUACUCAACAGCUAUGGAUAUCCUAUUUACUGCAGACGAUGAUCAUGACAACAAGUACUCAGCAGCGGAAAUCGGAUGUCUUCAGCAGCACUUUUAUAAUGACUUUAUUCGAAAACAAAUGUGGAGCGCCCACUGA
Oikopleura dioica is the source of this 564-nucleotide messenger RNA. The record is from the annotation of a GenBank genome assembly. Lineage: Eukaryota; Metazoa; Chordata; Appendicularia; Copelata; Oikopleuridae.